ACUUUCAAUUUCGUCACUGCAAGCAUUCUGACGCUUACGAUUCUCUAUCGCCAAACAUUAAUUAAGUCAUUUUGAUGACUGAAGAAGCUGCCGUUUCUCAGUGUGAAACACAGUCGACACAGCAACAGAUCCAGCCAAGCUGUUGCAGCAUCCUAGGAGCUCUACUUCAAUUUUGUGGAUUAUGCUGUUAUGUUGGAUGUCCGCCAUUUCCCGGAUGUAUAGCGCGUAAGCUUGCGUUCCAUCCACCCAAAAAAGGUGCUUCAUACAGUGUGAAUCGGGUCGAUGAUCCAGAAAAGGAAAUUCAUGGAGCAGAUGAGCUAGUCGAUAAAGAAUUCGUCAUAACGCCCAUAGCGAUAGAGAUGACAACAGCCUAUGAUUAUGAACGGCUACUGAACCGAGUCAAGCCCUUCGUCGUUCGUACAAGCAAUGGCCAUCAUUUGAUAGCAGUGAAAUGUUGGCCAAGUCGUCCUUCUUUCAGUCCUUGUAUGAAACAACAGGUAAUAAUUUUCACACAGCCGAAUUCAUCCGAUCUUGGCAGUUUUUUGCAACCGCGCUAUGUCAAUCUUCCGCAAUUGGCAGAAAUUUUCGAAAUGGAUGUUUACAGUUUUGAUUACUCAGGUUAUGGAUAUUCCACUGGCGCUACUUCCGAACAAAGCAUUUACGCCGAUAUUCGCGCCGUUUACGAGCAUGUGCAUAAGACCAGACCUAGCAAAAAGAUUGUGUUGCUGGGCUAUAGCAUCGGGACAACCGCAGUCGUCGAUUUGGCUGCAACACAUCCUGGAGGCCUUGCUGGUGUAGUACUGGUUGCACCAUUCACAAGCGGAUUGCGACUAUUGGGUAACCAACCAAAACGGGAGAAGACUCACUUUUUCGACAAAUUUGUUUCUUGCGAUAAAGUGGCAGAAAUCGAUGUACCUGUGUUGAUCUGCCAUGGAGCACGAGACACAGUCGUUCCAUCAGAGCAUGGAGUUGAGCUGCAUGAAAAGCUCAAAAAACCUGUAACGCCUUUGAUUGUGCAUGGAGCCGAUCACCAGUCUAUUCUCAAUGGUGCCUAUCCACAAACCUUUUGUAGAAUUCAUAGAUUUUUAAAGACAGAAACUGAAGUGGAUCGCAGAGAAGAACCGCACAAAGGUUUCGUGAUGUUUUAAGGUUUAUUGCUUAACAAUUAGCUCUAUGUACUAUACAAUUAAUAAAAAGGAUUAGUUGC
Cylicocyclus nassatus is the source of this 1207-nucleotide messenger RNA. NCBI's taxonomy places the organism in Eukaryota, Metazoa, Nematoda, Chromadorea, Rhabditida, Strongylidae. The record is from the annotation of a GenBank genome assembly.